Molecule: messenger RNA, 2045 nt
Organism: Phytophthora sojae
Lineage: Eukaryota; Oomycota; Peronosporomycetes; Peronosporales; Peronosporaceae
Exons: 4
Coding region: 288-2045 (585 amino acids)
Source: RefSeq, a predicted model, not a curated record
GAGACUGAAACUGGUACGGUACACUACUUUUACACAACUGAGCCGUUACAAAUUGGCAGUUGAGCUCUUCAUCGCCAUCACCAAGCCGCGGGCAGAAGCCGCGACUUCACGCCGCCCCAGCGCAAUUGAAGACACCACAGCACACAGCACCGUAGCUCUCAGCUCAGCGCAGUCCCACGUCCGUUAGGCUCGGAGCUCCAAGUCCGGCGCUUGUUGGCGUUUCCCCACUCACUCACUCACUCCUCCAUCGGGCGUUUGACUAAGACUAAGACUCGAAGGAGUCCAGGAUGGCCUGCACGAGUCCCAACCAGUGGGCGCUGGCGUCGCCCACGGCGAGCAGCAGCAGUCGCAGCAGCCGCGCGCAUCUUGCUAGUGGCGACCGGCAGGACGAGGCCGGCGACGUCGACCUGCACGAUGACGCGGACCGAGGCGACGCGCUGCUGGGCCACGUGCGACAGUUGAUCGUCGACUUGCUGCUGGCGCGCGUGCUGCUGGAGCUCGCGGCGGAGCAGGAUAACCUUCGAUUGGCGGCGAACGCGGGCAACGCGCUGCUGGAGGAGCUGAGCACUGCGCGCGAGGAGAUUGACGCUCUGCACGAUGAACUUGAAGCUGCUCAACUUGACCGCGAUCGCGCCGUGAGAGACGCGCAGCGACUACAUGAACAGAAUGCAGCGUUGGAGACAGAGCUGCAGCGCUACGACGCGCCGUACAGCUCCUGGGACUCUACGGGACAGCAGAACGCACUUAGUCAUUUACAGCAGCGACAACAACAACAGCGGCGACCGUCAAUUACCUCGCGCUCUGGAAGCUUCAGCAGAACGGACUCGUGCGAACGGUGCGCGUCUCGCGAGGUCGAGCUGACGCAGCUUGAACAGCGCGCGGAUGAGCUGCGACGUCGUUGCUUGGAGCUGGAGCUGGUGCGCGAGCGAGAACAACAGCGGCAGCGAGAGCUUUGCGAGGAGAUCACGCAGCUGCAGCAGCGCAACAACGACCACCACCUCGAGACUGCACGCGCACAGCAGGACCUGGAAUUCGUGACCUCGCAGCUUGAGCAGCAAACGCAAGAGGUCGAGCGCGUUCAAGCAGUGCGAGAUACGCUGCGCCGAACCGCCCGUCGUUUGGAAGCGGAGAACGAAGAUCUCCAGGCGCGGCUGGCAGCGCGUGAUGAACUUGUCGCGAAGCUGGAAAGCAGCAAGGCGCGCGCGGCGACACAGCUACAAGUUGCAGAGAACCGAACGGCGAGUGCCCAGGCCGAGACGCUGCGAGUCACCGAGACUCUGGAGCAGUUGCAGAAGCAACUGGAGAACGCACUUCGUCAAAGUGAUGACAUGGAGCUGUUACUGGAGGACGCCACGCGCGAAGUUGCCGCCUUGCGCCUGGAGAACAGGAUUCUACGUCGCCAAACCUCAGCGGAGGCGAGCUCUGAAGGCAGCCGGGGGCGAAGCAGGAGGCGCAGGACGAUGUGUACCGGGAGUUCCGCCAUGACUGCUGCCGAUGUGUUGGCGCUCGAUAACCGUGGACCUUACACGGCAAGCGCCAGUAGCAAAAGCGACAGCGGGAGUGACAUCGAGUCAACUACCACAACACCAUCGUCUCGACUGCCGCCAUUGGAGAUUGAGAGCAUCGACAGACCUGGUUCAACGGGAAAAUCAGCGGAAGUUUUGUCGGCGGGCGGGAAGAAGCAUCGGAAUAUGGCGCUGGAGCUGAGUUGGGUCGAUCAAGCAGCUACACCGGCUGAUGAUGCAAUAGCCACGGAGCCAUCAGUCGUCAAGCGCUCGGCGCUUUCACGUCUCAGCCAUGUUAAUGAACACUGCGCGAUUGGCGGAUCCACCGAGAUGAACAGUCCAGACGUGCGCUUGCAUGGAAUGGAAGGGGAGCGAUCAGCUCGGCGCGUUGCCGAACAUCCGCGGACUCGGGAGCUUCCCAUCGAUGAACUGAAGAAAGAAGCGGUCGAGCCGCCGCCGCAGUCGCCAUUGUACCUGGGUCUGUCUUUCAUCGCGUGCGCCACUGCAGCCACCGCCGCUGGAUUGCUUGCCCGGCGGUAA